UCGGCAACAUUUGGAGGCAUCUUGGUUCAAAAUCAGCACGCUAGGUUUGAGAGAGCAAGAGCUCACCCACCUGCCGGCGACGCGAAAGCGAACCACACCAGCUCACCAGAGCGUACGCGGCCGGCCGCGUCGAGCAUCGCGCCCGGCGAGGCCAUGGCGGCAGCGCAGAAGCCGUCCAAGCGGCUGGGCGGCAUGGCGGAGGCGCUCGCCAUCGCCGGGGACCUCGGCUUCCCAACCCCGCCCGCGCAGGAAGAUCAAAGUAGCUCAGACAAAAGUGAUGAUCUGGUGAAGGUAUUGAGGGAGCUAACUGUUGUGCAGCGGAACAUUGCCAAUUUACAAGUGGAGCUACAAGGAAGAAAGGAUGAUAAAAAUAUUGCUCAUUUGACUCAUGUUAGUGAAAUGGAAAAGAAGUGUGAAUCUUUGGGCAGAAUUACUGCAAUUUUGAAAGAUGUUAUUCAAAAUAAGGAUCGCAUUAUUGCUCGCCUGCAACAACCGUACUCCCUUGAUUGCAUUCCUGUUGAAGCUGAAUACCAGAAACAAUUCUCAGAGCUACUUCUGAAAGCAGCAAGUGACUAUGGGGCAUUGACAGCAUCAGUUGGUGAUUUCCAGUGGAGUCAAAACUUUAGAGAGUCACCUGCUGUCUGGGGGGAAAUGUUACGACCGAUACCCGCUGCGCUUGCAUCCUGCACUCGCUUCUUCGAGGCCAUGUCAGCGAUGAGGGAAUCCUUUUCUACUCUUCAGACACUACGCGUCGGCCAGUCUUCUUUGUCAAUGACCCCAGGUGGCUCCAGUGAUGAUUCGAAGUUCUUGACGCCACCGCAGUGGAGAGAGGGCUCUAUGCUCAAUAGCUGGAAGCAAGUGGAUGAUACAAACUCAGAAAGUAAUGGAGUCGACGGCAUCAACCAGAGGAGGCUUUCAUGGCCAUCCUCUAUUAACAGGGACCUGUAGAUCAGAUCUCAGCAAGCUAAUACCCCACCUGUUUACAUUUUGUAUAAAAAGGAUUCCUGAGGCUUGUCUUCAAUUUAAUUCUGUGUGAUUUAUUCUGUUCACUUGCAAAAGCUAUGUUUGGGGUGUUCAACUAUCAAGGAUUGAUUAAAAAUCCAAUAGGCUAUCCAAAACUGGAGUUCAUUGCAGGAAGACAAGUCGAGGAAUUAAAAUGCAUCCGAAUGUACUGUUUGCCAUGUGAUUUAUACGUGUAAAUAUUUGUUUUGCACCGUGAUUUGAACAAAUACAUGUAUUAA
Brachypodium distachyon (stiff brome) is the source of this 1241-nucleotide messenger RNA. Its product is annotated as AUGMIN subunit 2. The record is from RefSeq and is a predicted model, not a curated record. The coding region runs from base 154 to 948 and encodes 264 amino acids. Gene Ontology annotation, cellular component: mitotic spindle microtubule. Gene Ontology annotation, biological process: spindle assembly; microtubule organizing center organization; microtubule nucleation. Lineage: Eukaryota; Viridiplantae; Streptophyta; Magnoliopsida; Poales; Poaceae. The transcript has 6 exons.